Messenger RNA from Durusdinium trenchii, 1045 nucleotides. The record is from the annotation of a GenBank genome assembly. NCBI's taxonomy places the organism in Eukaryota, Dinophyceae, Suessiales, Symbiodiniaceae.
CGGGGAACUGGGAGAACAGAUCAGUGAUUAGUUACCACUAUAGUUGAGAACCAGUGGUUCCAAAGAGUAAAACCUGUAGAGCUAGACUUUUUCUGGUUCCGUAUAUGGUGGCUGCCUGGAAUCCACUGGGAGUGAUUACUUCGUCAUUCUGAGUCACCUUCGUCUCUCACCUCCACUGCUUGCGGUAAAAAAGGUCGUCCUUCCGAACACGCCAUGGUCGCACCGCACGGAUCCCGCCAGUCACUUGCAACUCACCUCGCCGCGCAUCCUCAUCCUCGCCGACGCCAUGGCUCGUGCCUUGCGCAGUGGUUCUCAGCUCAUGCCAGUGGCCGUGGCCGCCACAGUGGCUGCAGCUGGCUGGGCGUUCGUGGCCCCACCACGAAGUGUGGCCACCAGGGAAGUGAACAGGAGCCCAGUAGCUCCCAGAGCACCCGCCGACACCACCGCUGCCUCCGGCGCCCGUCUCGGUGGCGCUUCCGUCCUCCUCACCGCCGCCGGCCUCGCGGCAGCGGUGGGUCUCGCACGGGCGCGGCCAGCCAUGCGAGCCGGUGAGGAGAAGGAGAUGGAGAAGAAGCCCUUCGACGUCUGGGAGCCCUCGACCUAUGGUAACAUCUCCAUGGAUGACGUGAAGAAGUACGGCACUGCAGGGACUUUGUCGUACGUCAUCACCGAGCUGCUCUUCUGGGCCAUUGCCUUCCCCACGGAGUGCAUCGUUUACCUCAACACCGCAGGACAUUGGCCCGACUUCAGCAAGCCGGAGGAAAGUGCCGCUGUCUUCGGCCUGGUCUUCGCCGCGUCCAACAUCGCCCGGCUCUUGCUGCCACUGCGCUUCGGGGCAGCACUGGCCAUGGCGCCUUGGGUGGACGAGAACAUCAUGCAAAAGUUCUUUAAACAGGAGGCCCAGGAGGCCAAGGAGGGCGCCUAAUGUCCGAGUUGCAAUCUUCGGGCCGAACUGCGGCAAGGUCCGCAGUGCGAGGCUUGGGAGUCUUCCACGAGCCUGACGUUUGACCGUGAUUUGACAUAAGAAGCAGUCACCACCUUGUUG